CUGGGAUAAUAAACUGUCAAACCAAUUUUGAAAUUGAAAAUGUUGAAUGAAAAAUUAUUAAAAUUUGUAAAAAUUGUUGAAAAUGCAUAUUAUAACAACCUCCGAUUUGCGUCGUAUAAAAAUUUUUUUGAUAAAACAUUCACUGCAAAUUUCAGAUCAUUAAGCUCGUCUCGAAAGAGAAAACAAACACAUAAAUCAUAAAAACAUAUGAUCUUCGCCCUUACAAGGCAAAACUCAAACAUUUUUACAUUUGACAUGACCUAUAUUCUUCUACCAUGAUUACUUUUCACCAUGUAUAUUUGUUUCGUUCCAUAAAGUUGUAAAACAACUUAUAUUCUUACACUAUGAAUAAUUCUUUGGUUUUUUUGGUAUAAAGACGUGUUUUGAUAAUUUUAGAUAAAUACAUUCUUAUAAUUAUUUUCUAGUAAUUUGUACCCACAAGUUAGACAAUCUCCAUAUUUGUAUAUAGACCACAAUAAAUUAAUUUUUUUUCUCCAUAGUUUGUAUAAAUAACUUUUCUUUUGAAAACCGCAGGUAUUUGAGACCAACAUGAUAUUACUCUGAAAAUUCAGCAAAUUUUGUAUUUGAUUUUAAGUGUAUAAACAUCCAGCUCAUUCAUAACGCAAACAUUGAUAAAAUCAAGUUAAUCUUUUUGGAAAAAAAUUUGUAUUGCAAAAUAAUCGAAAUGAAACAAAUUAAUAAUAAUACAAUAAAUCCGCCAAAUAUAACAAUUACAGCAGUUGACUUGGAUGAACAGGAUGGUUUACAACUGAUCCACAGCCAAAUUAAUUCCAAUUCAUGUAUUGGACUUGCCAAUGAACUUAUUAAAAGGCUUGAAAGCAGUGAACAUUUAUCAACCUUGUUCACAUUGCUUCAACUGCUCCAGACUCAAGCUGGAGGUGAUUCAAUAUGGAAAGAAAUCGAAGAAAUUAUCCAAACAGUGGUAAAUCGGCAAAUCCAUAAUGAUCUGAAUCAGGAUAUGAAUUUAGAAACGAAUAGUAAAAGCAUACAGUCGAUCUCAAUGCACACAUCGUUGUCCACGGAAUCGUUGAUAAUUGGAGCGAGUCACGGAACAAAACCUGUCAUUCCUCACAUAUCACCAGCACCACCACCGCCUCCACCAUCUCCAAAUAGCAACAAUCCUUCGCCGCGUCCUGACAGUAUUUCUUCUGAAAUUGAGGAAUUGCUACCGCAACAGAGUCCACCGAAUCCGAACUUAAAAAUGAAGUCAUUAUAUUGGGAUAUAGUAGCGCCUCAAACGGUGCUGGGCCAGAAAAACAUCUGGACUACCAUGGCCAAUAAACACAAGAAAUCUUUUCGACUUCCAAUUGAAUGGCAUAAAGCAGAAUCAUUAUUCUCUGUUCCAUUACCAAUGACCACAAAUACUCUGGAUAGAUCAACAAUCAAACCGCAUUCAACAAAAUUGAAAUUACUAAAUGAUCAGCAUAGUUUUCUCGUUGAAAUAUUCCUCGAACAAUUUAAGGGCUUGAAAACUGAUGAUGAAAUUAUAGAACUUGUUCGUAGCUGCAGACACCAAGUCAUGGGUAUGGAGAAAAUCAAACGUCUAUUAAGACUUUUGUCCGAAAUGGAUGAGCUGGAUAUACUUAGAACGUUCGCUGGCAACCGAAAUCACUUAGUUCGUGCGGAAAUCUUCUUAAUUAAACUAAUCGAAAUUCCUGAUUAUAAACUUCGCCUAGAAUGCAUGGCAUUUAAGGAAGAUUUCAACGAAAAUUUUACACAAUUGCAAGAUUCAAUGAAAAUUGUGAUACAAGCGGCCAAUGAACUUCUAAAUAACAAGGGUUUGCAUGAAAUCUUGUACACAAUAGUGUUGGUGGGAAACUUUUUAAAUUCGGGAAAAUUUGGUGGAAAUGCCAUUGGUAUUAAGUUGUCGUCUUUGCCGAAACUAAGUCAAACACGAGCUAACACCGUCCACAUGAAUUUCUUACAUUUUAUGGUUGAUCAAAUAAAGAGAACGCAGCCAUAUCUAUUACAGUCAUUGAACGAAUUUCGAAAUUUGCAUGAAACUGAUAAAAUAAAUCUAGAACAAAUACCCGUCGAUAUUAAAAAAUUUGAUAGUCUUUUGCAAAGCCUUAAAUCACGACUUGAAUUACCAAACACCAUGUUGGACAUGAAUGGGCAGAUGUUAAAAUCAUUAGAAAAUGAUGAAGCUCAAAUCCAAAAUUUGAAAGAGACUUUAAAAGACGUAGAAGAUAUACGUAUCAAGCUAGCUACAUUCUUUUGUGAACCCUCGUCCACAUUCAAAUUGAAGGACUGUUUUAAAAUUUUUGAAAAAUUUCUAUGGGAUUUGAAACGUGCCGAAACGGAACUCGAAAUCAUUGAAACCAACACCAUAAGUAAGCAGAAGCAAUCGUAUGGAACAAUAGCAACCCCAUCGAAAGGAAAAUCAAAUAUUAAUAUUCACAAUCGCUUUGAAACUGUAAAAGUUGCAAGAAGCAAAGGUUUCAUAAGAGAGGCAAUAGAAUCUGAACAAAGUAACAGGGUGACAUUGAAAACUAAUACAGCUGAAAAGAUAAGUUCUUUGCAAAAGUCGAAAAAAGAAUCUGCAGUUGAUAAAUUCAAGUCAAACAAGGAAGUAUUGCAGAAAAGUGUUUCAAGUAAAAUUCGACAUUAUUCGGAUAUUUCACAGCAGCAUAACUCAGGUAGUGUGACAAAUUUGCCCAGCGCAGCUAAGGAUAAAUCAGCUAUAUCAAAAUGCGAAGAAAUCGGUGUCCAUGUAAUGCCAGUAAACGAGGCAAAAUUGCAAGAAAUUAUUCGGAAAUUAAAACCAGUACCUAAAAAGAACAGUCUAUGGGAUAUACCACGAGAAAAACUAUUACGACACUCAAUUCCAAAGGGACCCAUUACUAAGGAUAAGGACAUUUUUGCAGAUAGAAAGAAGUUUUUUGAAAAUAUUGCCAGCAAAACAGAUAAUGAAAAAACUCAAACACCUAAAUUAACGCUGCAAACAAGAAAAAAAAUCAAUUACAGCUCGCUGAAAGAUACAUCAAACGAGUCGUCGGUAACUGAGCAAGCAAGUGAGGAAACAAAUAUGAACCAAAAGCAUGCAUUUAAUUCAACACCUUCCGAAAUGCCGAACUCCAAAAUAGAGGAAAUAAAUGAAUCGAAAAAGUCUCAGAAUGAAUCAGAUGAUAUGGCUAAAAUGACGCAAAUUGAGGGCAAGUCAUCUUUUCCAAAACGCAUAUUUACCUCAAUUGUAAAAAAAAUUGGCUUUGGGAAAUAAAUUUCAAAAUAACAUCAAAU
Molecule: messenger RNA, 3261 nt
Organism: Musca domestica (house fly)
Lineage: Eukaryota; Metazoa; Arthropoda; Insecta; Diptera; Muscidae
Product: FH2 domain-containing protein 1-like
Exons: 9
Coding region: 686-3241 (851 amino acids)
Source: RefSeq, a predicted model, not a curated record